Molecule: messenger RNA, 2964 nt
Organism: Ambispora leptoticha
Lineage: Eukaryota; Fungi; Glomeromycota; Glomeromycetes; Archaeosporales; Ambisporaceae
Source: the annotation of a GenBank genome assembly
AUGGAUGAUUUGAAUGAUUUGAUUUGGAGCAGUUCAACUGGUAAACCUACUGCUAUACGCUCACAAGGCAACGCGUCUUUAAACAUUUUAAGAAGCACUAAUAAUGGCUCAACUUCAUCUGGACUUCGAGCGUCAACUCUAAACUCAACUUCCGCAACUGACUCGAUUGAUAGUAACGUGCAAAACCUUUUUCAAGUACAAGCUCUAAAUGCCAAUUCACCUGUAUUUAAGAGAUUCAAUAAUAAUAAUAAUGUGACUUCAGGGGAAUCAAUUUCCUCUUCAAGCCCGCCUCUUGCAUCGUUUACUCCUUUGCAACCAACUAGAACUCCUCCUAGUUCAAGCAAUCAAAGAUCUGCUCAGACACCACCACCAGCAGUAGUUAGGUUAAUAGGGAUAACGAAAAAGACUGAAAGUCAAAAGCAUGGUGAUGCUUUAUUUGGAGAUAUAUUAGGCUCUAGCAAUAAAAAUGAGAUCCCGAAGAAUCAUUCAUUGAACCAAUUGAGAUCACAGUCUUCGACGUCUCAAAGCUCUCCAUCCACGACAGAACAACAUUGGGAUUUUGAUUUUUUAUCUGGGAAAACGACUCGAUCAUCACCGUCCUCAUCUAAACCCAUUGAUAAUUUGUUGGAUUUGGACAUUGACGAAAAUAUACCAAAUUCCAUGGAGUUUUCUACAGUCAAUGUAAUUGAGAACGACGAAGCCCACCCACUUGGGAUUUUGGCCGAACCUAUUCAUCGAAAAGAUUCUGAUAGUUCACCACCUCCUCCCACUAAGCCUCCAAGAUCCUCGAAAAAAAUAAUUACGAAUCAAUCUCAAGAAAGUUUAAUUAGUUCAACAGGGUCUCAUUCGUUAAGUCCCAAUAAUAAGGAUUCUUCAAAAGACCAUUUAAUUGCACAAAUUGUGGAUAUGGGAUUUACAGCUAAUCAAGCAGAAACAGCGCUGGCUGCAACAGAUAGCGGGCUGGAUUUAGAGGCUGCUAUUGAAAUAUUAAUUCAUCAAAAGGAAGCGGAGGAACAAGUGUUUGAUAAUCGUAAACAUACAAAACGAUCCUCUAUUAAUCGACGUCGAGCCAAUACAGCAGAUUAUCGAUUGCCUGAAGAUGGAGAUAGUAGCGAAGGCGGAUAUAUUACAAAUAAGUAUAAUUUGCCGAAAAAUAAGAAUCUCCAAGUUCCAAAAUCUCGAACAUACGGUAAAAGUAGCUCUGAUGGUGAAGGAAGUAGCGAUCGUUCGACCUCAUCUGUUUCUUCUUUUGCCGGCCAGAGUUUUCAUCAGCAAAAGGAAAAACUCAUAUCUUCCGCGAGUGAAUUAGGAUUAAAUGCUUUUAAAAAAGCAAGCGCAAUAUAUAAACAAUCAAAGGAAAAAGUUAAAGAGGCUUUGGAGGAUUUCCAACAAACACCGCCAACUUCUGAUGGGAGACCGAAAUGGUUACAGAACACUGAUCUAAUUGAGUCUGAUGACGAUGAUAGUGAUAAAAAUGAGAAUCCCAGAUCUUUUUCGAACUUUGAAAAAUUUCAAGAUGUUUAUGAAGAUUCUAGCAGCGAGGAAGAUCUACAAAAACCGCCUUUAAUUCCUAAUACUAGACCUGAAAUUUCAUUAUCUAAAUUAACUGAGAAUGAUGAUUCAUAUGAAAAAAAUCACCAAAUUAAUGUUUUAUCCAAAAAAUUUUCAAAACCUGAUCCCCCAUCACGUUCCACAAAACCAAUUACAACAAAUUUACACUAUCCAACUUAUGUUUCAUCUGCUCGUCAUCAACCUUCUGCUGCUCAAAAAUCUAACACGUUGAAUAUUAAUACAUCAGACGAAAUUUAUAUGUCGCCUGCACGACGACGUCCUCCUCCGACCCCUGCAAAGCCGCCCUCUGUUCGAAUUCAUUCUUCAUCGCCUGCACCACCGCCAUCAAAGUCUCCAAGACCAGUAAUAUAUGCAACACCGGAAAGUAUACGUGCUUCUGAAACUCAUCGGGCAAAAGGCAAUGAAUUAUUUAAACUUGGACAAUUUGGAGAAGCGGAAAAAUAUUAUUCAUUAGCUAUUGAUUCUCUCCCGCCUAAACAUCUAAAUCUUGUGCUUUUAUAUAAUAAUCGAGCCGCUGCAAAACUUAAAAAUGGAGAUCAACGUGGAUGUGCACAGGAUUCUUCGUUAGCACUCAUUCUAAUUGAUGAUUUCAAUUUACCACCUCCAUCAGGUGUUGACAUUAACUUGAAAGAACAAUAUUUAAAAGCAUUGUAUAGACGAGCUUCUGCUUAUGAAGGAAUGGAAAAAUACAACGACGCAAAGGACGAUUACGAAAAGUUAAUUAUUUCAUUUCCUGUAGAUAAUUCAAAGAACUUUAAUGAUGGUCUUCGAAGAUGUCAAAAAGCUCUCAACAUGCUAUCAAAAGGAGAUAUCAAUAAAAAUUUCGAAAAAACUUCUUUAAAUUCACAAAAUUUGUUGAAUAGUAAUAAUCAUGGUUUAAGAGUAGAGUCUUCAUUUACACAAUCAUUUUCACCAAGCACUUUUGGGGUUCCCAUAAAUUCUUUUGGAUUUGUUGACCCGAGUGCCGCCCAUUCCACUACAACCUUUUCCUCGUCUUAUUCCACAAAUUCAGAAAUUAAUAAUAGUCCUGCAGUUGCAAAGCUACGUAGUCAGGCUCGACAACAAGAAAUUGAAGAGAUGGAAAAACUAAGCUUAAAGGAUCAAGUUGAUCAAAAAAUAUUACUAUGGAAGAGUGGCAAAGAAACAAAUUUGCGUGCAUUGAUUAGUAGUUUGGAUAUGGUGCUUUGGGAUGGUCUGGGAUGGCAAAAAAUUGGAUUACAUGAAUUAGUGACGCCAUCACAAGUAAAGGUGCGCUACAUUAAGGCUAUUGGGAAAGUGCAUCCAGAUAAACUUAAUUCAUCAACCAACAUUGAACAACGACUUAUCGCAAAUGGUGUAUUUUCUGCUCUUAAUGAAGCUUGGGAUGCUUUUAAAACUCAAAAUAAUUUGUGA